Messenger RNA from Rattus norvegicus (Norway rat), 7133 nucleotides. It is a transcript of the gene Mafk, whose product is annotated as MAF bZIP transcription factor K. Gene Ontology annotation, biological process: regulation of DNA-templated transcription. Gene Ontology annotation, molecular function: DNA binding; DNA-binding transcription factor activity; sequence-specific DNA binding. Gene Ontology annotation, cellular component: nucleus. Lineage: Eukaryota; Metazoa; Chordata; Mammalia; Rodentia; Muridae. The record is from RefSeq and is a predicted model, not a curated record.
CCACACGGGAAGUGGAAAUCAGGCCAGCUGGGAGAAUUCUCUGUGUAGCCGAUCUCUGGAGCUAUAAACAGUGACUCAUUCUCCCGCCCCACCCUCCCUGUCCCCUGCUCCGGGAAGAUGCCUGGUCACUCAUAUUUACUUUUGCUUUUUAUAAGUCACACAUGCGUUUGUGUUUCCUCUUUCCUGCAGUUUCUGGAAACUGAAAGUGUUAUCUGACGACCCAUAGAGUUUGAUGGAGGUAGACCUGAGCCCCGGUGAUCAAACACUACACUGUCUGGUGUUCAGGAGGGUACAGCUUCGCUUGCUUGAUGGCCUCGCCUGAGGUCAGAGGUCAGGGUUAGAGGCUUCCUGCUCUUCCUUGGGGCCAUGUGGUAUGGUAGGCGGAGAACACACACCCUUUACUAGGCUUCCUUUCCAGAGUCCCUGCCUCUGUCUAUAUUGCAGACCUUUCGUAGAGCCUUGAUACCCUGAAGGAGAGCUAGCAUCAGCAACACAAGCAGUCUGCUUGGCAGGAGCUCAUUGUGCAUGGAAGCUGCUGAAAGAAAGUUCUAGAACCAGGUCUAGAUCCAGGGAAAAUGCUGACUCCCCAAAGACAGCAAUUAGGAGGGCUUUCUGGAAGAAGUGGAAAUUGAAGAUAGAGUGGAGACCCCUUGUCUACCACAGCCAGGAACACUCAUCAGCCAGAGUAGGAAGGAAACCCAGGUAGGAAGCUCAGAAGGGAACCCCAAGUCGUAGAUUUAGCUGUAGGACAAUGUUCGAGGCACCAAUAUCAGAACUGGGGAUCUGGUACACCAAGGCUAGGGUCCAGAAAGAAGCUGGACCAUGCUUGGGGCUCGGUAGGUCAAAGCUGGUUCUACAAUUCCAGCACUUGGGAGGCUGAGGCAAGAGAAGGUCAGUCCCAGGCUAGCUUGGGCUGUAUGAGGCCCCAUCUUAAACAAACAGGUCUGGAGAGAUAACUCAGUCAAUAAAAUGUUUGCUUGAGCUCACAUAAAGAUGUUAGAUGUGGUGGCAUAUUCUGUUAUCCCAGUGUCGGGGAGGUAGAGGCAGGAGCAUCACCGAGACUCUCUGGUCAGCUAGCGUAACCUUUGUGAUUAGUUAGAUUCUGGGCCCCUGAGAGACCCUGUUUUUAAAAUAGUGAGGUAUACACAGUGAGGUGCUUGCCAUCAAGCCUGAUGACCUGAGUUCAAAUCCCCAAGGCCCACAUCGUGGAAGGAGAGAACUGACUCCCAAAAAUUAUCCUCUGACCUUCACACCCACUUUGGCAAGUACACACACACACACACACACAGUCUGGACUUAGCUGUUUCCUGGGCACAUCCCCACUGAAACAUGGAGUAGAAGGUGACUGAAGCCCCAGGACCACCAGGGAUGGCACAGAGCCCUAACACGGACCGGGUAUCAGAGAGGCCACUCAGUCAGUCAGGGAGAGGAGGUCAGGUUAGAGGCAGAAGGAGGGCAGCCACAGUUAAGGGAGGUGUGCCAUGCAGCCUGCUGUCAGCCUCGAAGCUGCUUGAGUCACCUCUGCAUGUAACUGGGAUGACACAGCUUCCUGAGAUUGCAAAUGCAAGGUGACCAGACGUCCUCUAGGCUAGGCAGACAGUUGUGGCUUAUGGGAGGGCAGCCAGCCAGCCAGAGCUGGGUGGAGAUGCCCAGCCACGCUCUGUGGGAGGACAGCAAACUGAAAUCUUAGUGGUCUGCAGUGGCAGGAGCUCAUUGGACCAGCUGUGGUGUGUGUUUCAUCAGCAUGUGGCCACUGUAUGUCGGUAAUGUGUUAGCUCCAUGUACCCUCAGGGUCCUGGAAAGGGUACUUGGCUCUGGGUAUUUGUGAGAAGCUCUUGAGCAGAGGUGGCCACAUCCUUAGUGGCUUUAGGUUCUGUGGCUCUCAGCUAUCUGGGGCUUGAACCUGUUUUUUUGGACAGAAUAGGUCUUUCCCUCUCCUCAUCACCCACCCUGCUCCCUUCCCCCAUUCUGGGAGACCAGGAACCUGAAGAGCACACAUCCUGGUCAGCUGGAUUGGGGGCUGCAGUUGCUGUUACUCUGCGGAACCCCUGGGUUGGUAUCACAGUUGCAGCAGAGUGAGGUGUGUGACCCAGGUUACGCACUACCCCGGGGAACAUGGAGACCCUCUGAGACUUUUUCUGGUCCACUGUUGCACUAGUAGCAAGGUCUCUGUAGUUCCCUAUCUGUUUCUCCUUUGGACCUGGCCAUGGUCCUCUUUGCUGUGUGCUGGGACUGCCAGGAUGUUGUGCAGGAGGGAGGUGAGGCUGUAAAUGCCCCCAGUAGUGCAGUCAAUGCAGUGUGGUGCUGGGGAACUGCUUCCGGAGUGAAAGUAGGAUAGGAGAUGCAUGCCUGGCCCCCCUCCCCUCCGGAGAAAGACAGUCUGCUAGGGCCUGGGCUACCUGCUGUCUCUGGGCGCCAGGCUGGAUUCCCACGCUCUGUGGUGUGCCUCCCUGCUCGUUAUGCACAGGGCGUCUUCUACCCCAGUCCAUCCUGAAAUGGAAGGAGCUGGGCAGAGGAGGGGGAUCUUCCUAAGUUGUCCAGGUUGACUUUGAACACACUCUGUAGCCCAGGCUGGCCUUGAACUUGUAAACUUCCCAAGUUCUAGGAUGACAGACCUGGUUUGGCCUUUGAUGGGUAGGGUGGGACUGUACCCAUUGGCUUGGUGUAUAAGGGACACACUGAGUUGCUGAAAAUCUCUGUCCCUUAGAUCGUCCCCCCAUGAUUGCCACCAGGCAGAAGGGCAUGCCUCUGUCUGACUCAGGGCCAACGUGGACCUCACCUUUCACCUGGACAGACUUCUACAAUGUUAGUCACGAAGGCUGCAGUCAGAGUUAGUUUGACAAGGGGUACAGGUGCUCCUGCUGAACAGAGUUCCAGGAACUGGACAGGGUGGGCUGGGGUAAACACAUUAGCUCAGUAUAAGUCAGGACUCCUGAGUGGGGGCUUCUCACUACUUGUCGUCUCUGGGAUCUUUUCGCUCACCCUCUUUUUCUGAGGAAAUGACCCCGAGCAUUGGGAGGUGUUGUCAUUUGUCCAUGGCUCUUGGGGUUUACUUAUUUUUAAGCCAGCUGAGGACUGAGGAAGGGUCCCUGAAUGCAGCAGAAGCCCAUAAAGAGGGUGGACAUGGAGAGAGCCAGGGAGGGGCCCUUCCUGCUGGCCAGGUGGCCUCCAUCCAGUGGUCAGUUGACUCUCAUGGGGUCACCUGGGGGCGUAAGCCCCUGCCCUGUGCACAUCCUGGCCACCCGGUGUCACGGUACCAUCACUAUGGGGGUGGGGAGAUUCCCGCCCGUCACUAAGCGCUGGCCUGCACGUCUCAGCACCCUUGGGUCUGAGUUGAGUCCCCCUUCUUCCCCGGCACCUUCCUUUUCCGCUGGCAGUGGCCCCUGGGGCCCGUGAGCAUGCGGGUGGGAGGGGUGUCCUUGUGUGGGAAUGUGAGCCGGCUCUGUAAACAGCCCGUGACUCACCACAUAGCUAUGUCACUGACGCUGGGGUUGCAAGUUGGAAGAGAUGCCCAACCCCUCCUCCCUCCUUACACGGAAAACUUUCUCAGGGCUCCUAGGCGCCUGGCUUCUGAGAGCUCCUAAUGGAGCUAAGGAAGCCCAUGACUUCUCUGGUGCCGCUGUUCCCUAGCUGGGGCUGGAAGGGGUCUGUGGAUACUACUUUGCCCACAUCCCCAUGUGAUCUCUUAUCAACAGUAGAUCACCCCGACAAGCCCUUGUCCAUCUCAGGUCCCAGGGGAUACUGUGACAGGUCCAUGCUGCUUUACCUAAGCUUCCUGGCCCUGCCCCUGUCCUGGUCUGCUGACUGCCUACUGAGUGUGACCCGUACUGUCACCAGGGUACUACAUUCAUUACCAGAGUCAGUACCUUGUCUCUCGAUGGUGGCUUCCUGGCAGUAAGGGUGGUAGGCAGUGGAGACAGGAUCCCAUCAGAGGUGAAUCACAGGGUGGAGAGAUGGAGCCUACAGGUCCCCCACAUUUGUGGGGGAAGGUACAGUGGAGGUCAUCCACUGUCUUUUUCAUACCUGUUCUCCACAUUCUUCUUUUGUGUGAUUUCCCUAAUGUUCCCUGUUCUGUGCCCAUCUUUGUCAGGGUUUGAAAUACAAGAGGUAGGGGUGUAUCCCACCAAGAGCUGUCCCUGCCCCUCUUACUCCUUCCUCAAUUUGUCAGGGAAUUGAGUGGUUUUGUUUACUGCCUGAGAACCUCGUGUUGUCUUUCUGCACAGGCUUGACCCACAAGUCCCAAAUGCUUUUGGGCUUCUCUGUUGCCAUGGCAACUGUGGGGGGUUGGCUACAUCCCAGAGUCGUCAUGGCAACUAUCAGAGGGGAAUCAUGCUUGGGAUGCUUUGGCUGGCUUUUUCAUGAAUGAUGAGGGUGUGUGACACAAUGCAGACUGGAGAAUGAGAAGGGCGGGCAAGGGGGCUGGCGGGUUGGCCAUGGGGACAGGGCCUGCCAGACAGCCCGGUAAGUCUGCCAGGUGGCUGGAGUUCUCUGCUGGUGUCUCUGGCUGGAUCCUCUGAACCUACUACCCACCAGUAGCCCCCCACCCUACCCAUAGGGACCUUGGGGUCACUCUGAAGGGCUGGGAUGGCCUGGGAGGAGUGGUGAUGUCACAGCUGCAGUGUCCUUCACGCUGCUACGAUUUCCUGGUGGUUCCGUCCUGGUGACAGGGCCCGGGUUAUGACGACUAAUCCCAAGCCCAACAAGACAUUGAAGGUCAAGAAGGAGGCGGGCGAGAACGCCCCUGUUCUUAGCGACGAUGAGCUGGUGUCCAUGUCGGUGCGGGAGCUGAACCAGCACCUGCGGGGGCUCACCAAGGAGGAGGUAACUCGGCUGAAGCAGCGGCGGCGCACACUCAAGAACCGAGGCUACGCCGCCAGCUGUCGCAUCAAGCGCGUGACACAGAAGGAGGAGCUGGAGCGGCAGCGGGUGGAGCUGCAGCAGGAGGUAGAGAAGCUGGCUCGUGAGAACAGCAGCAUGCGUCUGGAGCUGGAUGCCCUGCGCUCCAAGUACGAGGCCCUGCAGACCUUCGCACGCACCGUGGCCCGAGGGCCUGUCACACCCACCAAGGUGGCCACCACCAGUGUCAUCACCAUCGUCAAAUCCGCAGAGCUCUCCUCCACCUCUGUGCCCUUCUCAGCGGCCUCCUAGUGUCUGCUGGGGCCGGGCAGGGUGCGGGCAGUGGCACAGCCCUCAUGCCUAUCCCAGGCUCCCUGGUACAGAUUCCUCAUGUCUACCUGCCCACUGUGGACCCUGCAGGGCUGAGGGCAGGGACGGCAGGGACAGGCAGAUGCAGGAUAAAAGGGAAGCUCUCAUGAGCCAGUGCCACAAGCAACCCCCACUCACAUCUCUCCUUCCCCUGGGGGUACGUCUCUAGGAGCUGACAGGAACCACACGGGCAACCGCGAUGAACAACUCUAGGCCUCUGUGGCAGAGUGUGAGGACUCAGUCUUCCACUUCUCCGGUGCCUGCUUAUCAGCGUCAUCGGUGCCGUCCCCUCUAAGGGCCUCCAGCUGGGUUGGACACCAUCUGUCUGUCACUUCUGGGCUCUGGCCUUCCUGUCCUUACUAAAGGGCGCUACAACCUGCUUUAGCCCUUAGGUAGAGCCAGGCCCAUGUCCUGGGAAACAGUUCCUGAUAUAGCCACUUGCAGGGGCUAAUGUAUGUGUUCCUGUGUGUACACAGGCUACCAUCACAGCCUGUGAAGACCGGAAACUGCUGGCCAAGUGGGAGAGCCUGGCCGGUAUGUGUGCUGAGGGUUACACAAGUGUCAUGGAGUGUCCCUGGAAGUCUGGUAGGCUGCACCCCAUUGUGGUGCAGGGGCCACCUGUCCACAGAGCCAGCAAACAGCCAGGCUCGGGUUCUCUGGGCCUUAGCAGAGGGGAGAGGCUGGAGAGGAGCAGGGGAAGCCUGAGAGAUGCUAAGGGGUAUGUCGGUGGCGUGUGUGUGUUGUUGCGGAAAGAACAGGAAUGAAGUAGACAGGGAUAGUGUGGAAGCCGAGGUCCAGGGGAUGUGGAAGAGGCCGAGAGGAAUACUGUGGAGGGACAGAGACGACUUCUGGAGGGCCUUAUGCACAUAGCCAUUGUGGGCAGGUCGGCAAGGACCCCAGGCAGACUAUAGGUCACAAAUACUCUGCAACUUUGGUGUCCAAUUGUUACCUGCCUUUUCCUCCUUCAUAGCACUCUGGGGCCACUGGCCAUCUUGGUUUUUUUUAACUGAAGGAAUUGUGUCCUCCAGAUCCUGGGGAAUAUGGUGGACAGGGAGUCAGGGGCAGGCUGAACUACAGCCAGGCACUUAGAAAGCACUGUUGGAACCAUAGCCUUGGUAGGUAAUCCAUAUUGGAUAUCAAUAAGGACCAUGGAUAUUUAAAGAGAGAAGAUAUAUAUAUAUAUAUAAUUAUACACACAUUUUAUCGUACAGAUUUUUCAUAACAAUUUUCUUUCCCAGUUUGAUACUGUAGAUCUUUAUUAAUGCAGAGUAGGUUGGACAGUGGGGUGGGGAACGGAGGCCCAGGGUGCCAACAGCCUCCCUCAGUCUUUCUGUGGUGGUGCUGGCAGGCCGGGUCACUGGAUGAGUGGUCUCCAGGGUAGGCAGGUGACCACUGACUGGCUUGCUGCCCGCUCCUGGCCUCUGGUGGUCCUCCUGGGUGGAGGCCCCAUACUCUUGGCGGCCAGGGGAGACAGGGCUGUCAGUACCACUGGAGCACCUGCAGAGGACACCUGCCAGGAGGGGGCUGGGAAGGGUGUGAGCAUGCCCCAUGGCUUCGUGUCACUGAAAUUUCAUUGUCACAACUUAAUAAUAUAUGGAUGUUUUUAUUUAAAGAUAAAAGUGAGUUUUCUGUCUUGUUCCUCUGACUUCUUAAAGCAAGCUUUAACUAUUUCAAAAGGUGUCAGGGACACAUGCCGAUCAUGCCGAGGCCUGGCAUCCUCAGCCGCCUGCCACUUGGCAAUUUCAUUUCAAUAUUUAUUUUUUUUUUGUGCUUUUUUUCCCCCAUGUUAUAAAUUAUUGAGAAGAGAUCAAGAUCACAGACUGUUGGCCCCGUCUGCACCCUGCCUCAUGGCCACCACCUAAUUUAUUGCUGUACAUGUCGCCGUGACUGCUUUUGUAUCUUUGCAAUAAAGAAUUUCCUGUUUGAGA